This is a messenger RNA of Ceratitis capitata (Mediterranean fruit fly), 1729 nucleotides long. Its product is annotated as lipase member H. The record is from RefSeq and is a predicted model, not a curated record. NCBI's taxonomy places the organism in Eukaryota, Metazoa, Arthropoda, Insecta, Diptera, Tephritidae. The coding region runs from base 594 to 1652 and encodes 352 amino acids. The transcript is spliced from 3 exons. Gene Ontology annotation, molecular function: lipase activity. Gene Ontology annotation, biological process: lipid metabolic process.
AUAUAAUUUUUUCAUUAAAUUUCUUUUUUUACUAUAGAGUUUGAAUCUCAGCAUUAUAUGUGAAACAACAUCGAAUCAUUCGAAUGACCGCUUCGCGAAUGUUUGCUAACUUCGAUCCGUUUGAAGUAAUUUUGACUACUUUUUGGGCAGUAUCCGUUUUAUCCGCGUAAAAACGAUUUUUCAUGUGACUUAUUGACCUCGCCAAGACUAGAAAUUACGCUGCCCGGAAAUUUCUCUCUCAAUAAAACCAUAUUCGCUUGUGUUGUGUGGCAUGUGGCACCAUCUUGUUGAAACUACGUAUAAUCCAGGUCGUGUUGUCAUAUGGCUAUUACCCUCCGAAUUGACAGUGACAGUUUCACUGUUGUUGUUUUCAGGGAAUUACACACAGGUUUUGUAAUGAGGUAAUGAAGAUUCUCCGAGCCCUUCAAAACAAAAAAGCAACAUUUAUAACCGUUACUUUCACUCGUGUUUAACUGUCCCUUGUUAACAUUUUAAACAGCCUUGCCGUAUAUUUGGGUGAUAAGAGUUGGGGAUUGCAAAAUGUAAUCUGAUUGAAAGAUGGAGAAGAUUAAGCUAAUUAUUUUAAUAUAUGUAUGUAUGUAUUGUCACUCUACAAGAACAAAGCGCAGAUAUUUCAAAACCAGUUGGGUUAUUGUGAGCCAUUUACUGUUGAAUUUAUAGCGGGACUUGUUUCAAAAGAGGCACGUCAAAUACUCGAUCCAGGAUCACGUCCAAGACAAAAGCAAUUGCGAUACGAUCUGUUUACACGCCGCAAUCCAUACAAACGACAAUUACUGUUAACUGGCGAUCGCAACCGGCUGUUGGCCUCGAACUUUAAUGCCAGUUGGCCAGUCAGAUUAUCCAUCCACGGCUGGAAUGGCCAGACAACAACCUGCUCGAAUGCCGCCAUCAAAGAUGCCUACCUCGCCCGCUCUGACUACAACGUAAUUCUUGUUGACUGGUCUGAUUACUCCUUAGAUAUCAAUUAUUUUCGCGUUGUCACGGAAAUUUACGAAAUCGCACACCAGCUCACCAACUUCACACGUUUCCUGCACAACCACACCGGCACCAGCUUUAAGGACAUGUAUUUGAUUGGGCACAGCGCUGGUUGUCAUAUCGCAGGCAUGGCCGGCAAGCUGCUGCAUCCGUAUAAAUAUGGUGUGAUUUUCGCUUUGGACUCCUCUGGGCCUGUGCAUCGUUCAUUGGAUGCGAAGUGGCGUCUCGCGCCAACCGAUGCCUAUUAUGUGGAAUCCAUACAAAGUGAUGUGGCGCUGUUUGGCUUCCCCGCUGAUAAUCUGGCCCACGCCUCGUUUUAUCCCAAUUGGGGCUUGGGUCAACCGCAUUGUCCUAAUGUGACCACAAUGGAACCGGACUUCACAUGUGAUCAUUUCGGUGCAUUGUAUUAUUUUGUGGAGUCUUUGCAGAACCCAAGAGCUUUCGGUGCAGUAAAAUGUAAAAACUAUGAGAGCAUCGAGAAUUAUAAAUGCGGCUGCGGUGCACGGCAGUGUAAAGCGAGUGACUAUAUGGGCGGAGAUCCGGCUGUGCCGAAAAAAGGAGUCUUCUACUUUAGCACUCGCGCGACUAUGCCCUUUGGAUAUGGUGAUAUUUGUAGAAUGAAGCGACCAAUUAAGUCGACGAUAACGCGUAUAUAAUAGAUUUUAAGGCGUUGGGCAGGACAAUAUUUUGAAUUAAAUAAGUAAAAAUUAAAAUAUUAAAAAAUUAAAUAAAA